Messenger RNA from Tarenaya hassleriana, 576 nucleotides. RefSeq names its product DNA-directed RNA polymerases I and III subunit RPAC2. Gene Ontology annotation, biological process: DNA-templated transcription. Lineage: Eukaryota; Viridiplantae; Streptophyta; Magnoliopsida; Brassicales; Cleomaceae. The transcript is spliced from 4 exons. The coding region runs from base 118 to 447 and encodes 109 amino acids. Gene Ontology annotation, molecular function: DNA binding; DNA-directed RNA polymerase activity; protein dimerization activity. Gene Ontology annotation, cellular component: RNA polymerase I complex; RNA polymerase III complex. The record is from RefSeq and is a predicted model, not a curated record.
CAGGUAUUCGACUGUUUGUUUUCCCCUCUCUAGUUUCUCAUUAAGCCCUGAUUCAGAUCAAAGUAUAGGGCUUUCCGAAGAUUUCGCUUAAAGAGUAAUUGGCACGAGAAGCAAAAAAUGGAGCACGGCUCGUUCACUGAUCACAGUCAUGCGACGUUUUCUCUCACCGAGGAAGAUCACACGCUGGCUAACGCCGUCAGAUUCGUGUUGAACCAGGAUCCAAGAGUGACCUUCUGUGGUUACAGCAUCCCUCACCCAUCCCAUGCUAGGGUCAAUAUCCGUGUCCAGACAACAGGUGACCCAGCGAGGGAGGUUUUGAAGGAUGCCUGCCAGGACCUCAUGCUCAUGAACAGACAUGUGAGGGGCGUUUUUGAUAAUGCUGUUGCAGAUUUCAAGAAGGGCAACCAGACUGAGUCCAUGGACGUUGGACCUGUGGCAGGCAAAUAAUUUCUAAGGAAAAAUAGCAUACUCUCAUCCAUGAAUAGAUCAAAUUAUGUAACUUUCAAGAGUUGUUUUGGCAAAAUAGAUGUCUUUUGAAGAAACCAAUAACAUCCCUACGCAGAGUUCAUAAACUAU